Molecule: messenger RNA, 652 nt
Organism: Puntigrus tetrazona (Sumatra barb)
Lineage: Eukaryota; Metazoa; Chordata; Actinopteri; Cypriniformes; Cyprinidae
Gene: mrps28
Product: mitochondrial ribosomal protein S28
Exons: 1
Coding region: 1-522 (173 amino acids)
Cellular component (GO): mitochondrial small ribosomal subunit
Source: RefSeq, a predicted model, not a curated record
AUGGCGUCGCUCUGCAAGGUGAUGCACAGCGUGUGCUCCAGAUCAUCUCUACUACCCAAACGCUGCGUUUUUACCACCCUCGGAUCGUUAUACAGCUCAGAUGCGAGCGGAGGAGACGAUAAAUCAGCCGGGAGGGCGAAGAGCGGGUUCGCCGCAGCGUAUGAGCAGCAUUCGGGCCUGCGACAGAGCGGUCAGCGGAGCUCCGUGGACGAGACCUCCUUCGCGUCGCUGCUGCGUCGCUCCGCGUUCACGCAGAUGGGUCCGGCCAAAGACAAGAUCGUGGUUGGCAGAAUCUUUCACAUCGUCAACGACGACCUGUAUAUCGAUUUCGGCGGGAAGUUCCACUGCGUGUGCAAGAGACCCUCCGCGGACGGAGAGAAGUACCAGCGCGGCAGCAGGGUGAGGCUGAGGCUGGAGGAUAUGGAGAUGACCUCGCGGUUCCUCGGAGCGACCGUCGAUACGACGCUGCUGGAGGCGGACGCCGUUCUGCUGGGACUCGUAGAGAGCAAGGCGACGGAGUAGCAGCCGUUGAGAACUCGGACUGAAGUGUAUGACUCUGUACUGCGUAUAGAAAUAUAAAAUGUAAUAUCCCAGGAUUCUGAUUCCGGUCUAUCUAUAUGUAUAUCUAUAAACACGCAUUUUAAAAAUGUUA